Molecule: messenger RNA, 364 nt
Organism: Belonocnema kinseyi
Lineage: Eukaryota; Metazoa; Arthropoda; Insecta; Hymenoptera; Cynipidae
Gene: Mocs2A
Product: molybdopterin synthase sulfur carrier subunit
Exons: 1
Coding region: 77-364 (95 amino acids)
Biological process (GO): Mo-molybdopterin cofactor biosynthetic process
Cellular component (GO): cytosol
Source: RefSeq, a predicted model, not a curated record
GGUGAGAACUGAGAUGAGAUAAUGUUUUAUCAUAUCGUGUUUCUUGCGCAAAGUAGCUGUGCAUUGGAAAUUUAUAAUGGACGAAAGUGGAGUUGUGUCUGUGAAAAUUCUAUUUUUUGCUAAAGCUCGUGAAUUAUCAUGUGUUAAGGAAUCGAAAUUAACGAUACCGAAGGAGAUCACUUACCACAGCCUUAGGGAUAAGAUUGUUAAAAAAUUUAACUUGGGAGACAUCCGGGAAAAUCUUAUUUUGGCUCUUAACGAAGGUUUUGUGACUGAAGACGUGAAACUUAACCUCUCGGAAAAAGACGAAAUUGCUGUUAUUCCACCUUUAAGUGGAGGUUCGUAUUCAUCUUUUUAUUUUUAA